AUGGUGGACACUCAGUUCGACCGUAUAGCUGAGUCAGAGCAGAGGGUAGCAGCGGAGCAUGCUAGGCUGGAGGCUGCUCGCGUAGAGAUAGCGCGUCAGAGAUCGAGGGUGACUCGAUUGGCCGAGAGGAUACGUGAUAGGAGUGCCGGUAUCAGGGCUGAUGCCGCGAUGAUGAUAGAUGAGGCCACGAGAAGGAGCCAUGGGAGACCCACUAGACAACACCCGGAAGCGGGUGGUGAUAGGGAACCCGAGGUCAAUCAAGACCAAGGGCAAGAAGGUGUGGCCGGAGACCAAGUGGCCACCGCAAUCAAUCGUAUCACUGAUGUCUUAGAGCACUUGACUGAACACCAAGUCUCUGGACCAGUGCAUCACCAAGGAGGUCCAGCCGAUUCCGAUGAUCGGGCACUGGAGAGGUUUCUGAAGUUCGGACCUCCCAAAUUUUAUGGAGGACCUGAACCGGAGGUAGCUGAAGGAUGGUGGAAGAGAAUCUCCGAUAUCUUUGCAGCUUUAAACUAUACGGAAGAGCGACAAGUAACUUUUACCGCAUUCCAGUUUGAGGGAGCCGCUCGCUCCUGGUGGAACCUGGAAGGUUUAGCUGCCGUGAGGAUAGACACUUUCGCAGAUGAUGUCGAGAGAGCCCAGAGAGUUGAAGUAGCUAGAGCCCAAGUGAAAUCUUUUCAGGCCAAGAAAAGAUUUGCUCCUAGCAGUAGUCGGGAGCCGGCAUCUGGAAAUGCUCCACCGGCCAAAAUGGGCCGAGGAACCAGUGGAGUGACUAGUCCUGGAGCACCACGAGGUGCUCAAGCAAGAGGAACCGGGGCAAGGAAUGCCGGGGGAAGAAAUAAUGGAGCUAGAGGAGGAUCGAAUGGAAGGGGACAACCUAAGAAUACCUCACUAGGAGGCCGAGCAAUAACUCCCCAAAUGACUUGUGCCUACUGCAAGAAACCUGGUCAUACUAUGGAUGGCUACUGGAAGAAGCAAGGAAGGUGCUUGAGAUGUGGUAGUAGCGAGCACCAAAUUUCAGGAUGUCCAAAAAUGCAGGAAGGGACUACCCCAAACGCUAGACCAAACACUUCUGGAGGAAGCCGGCCGACAGUUCCUGCUAGAGUGUAUGCUAUAGAUGACCACCCCGUACCUGAUUCCUCGGAAGUUGUGGAAGGUACACUCCCGAUUUUUCACCGAUUAGUUAAAGUGUUAAUUGACCCUGGUGCAACCCAUUCAUUCGUAAAUCCAUCUUUUAUGUCUGGAAUAGGUGUGAAACCUAUUAGAUUACCCUUCGAUCUUGAAGUUAGGACACCCAUGGGUAAUAAGAAUGUAAUCAAUAGCUUGGCUUAUAAGAAUUGUGAAUUCUGGAUUGGAGAGCGUAAGAUGCUAGUGGAUCUGAUCAGUCUGGACAUAAAAAGUUACGAUGUUAUAAUAGGAAUGGAUUUUCUAGGCCAUUAUCAUGCUAAACUUGACUGCCGAGUAAAAGUGGUGGAAUUUUGUAUACCUGGAGAAGCAACCCUGAGGUUAGAUGUUAAGGGUAGGUUAGCAUCAUCUACUAUGAUCUCAGGAAUUCGGGCAAGGAAAAUGUUGUCUAAAGGAGCGCAAGGUUUCUUAGCCUUCUUGAUUAACGCUCCCAGUGAUCAAGUGAAGUUGGAGGAUGUACCAGUGGUACAGGAAUUUUCGGACGUUUUUCCCGAAGAGCUAAAGACUCUACCGCCGGAAAGAGAAGUGGAAUUUAAGAUUGACUUGAUGCCUGGAACGGCUCCAAUUUCUAAGACCCCGUAUCGAAUGGCUCCUGCCGAGCUAAAAGAAUUGAAAAUUCAAUUACAGGACCUCUUGUUCGACCAACUGCAAGGAUCAGUGGUCUUCUCUAAGCUGGAUUUAAGGCAAGGGUACUAUCAGUUGAAGAUUAAGAGGGAAGAUAUACCCAAGACUGCUUUUAGUACAAGAUAUGGAUAUUUUGAGUUCGCAGUCAUGCCUUUUGGACUAACCAACGCACUAGCUGCUUUCAUGGACCUGAUGCAGAGAAUUUUUAAGAAGUAUCUGGACCAGUUUGUAGUGGUUCUCAUAGAUGAUAUCCCGAUUUACUCCAAGACUAGAGAGGAGCAUGCUAAACACUUAGAGGUGGUUUUGCAGAUACUAAGAGAACAUAAGCUGUAUGCCAAAUUCAGUAAGUGUGAGUUUUGGCUGACUGAAAUAUCUUUUCUAGGGCACAGAGUUUCUGAAGAUGGAAUUGCCGUGGAUCCGGCAAAAGUUAAGGCCGUUAUGAAUUGGAAACAGCCAGAGACUCCAACUGAAGUUAGAAGUUUCUUGGGUUUAGCAGGUUAUUAUAGGCGGUUUAUCCAGGAUUUCUCUAAAAUUGCAGGACCUAUGACUGAGCCAACCAAGAAAGGGACUAAGUUUAUUUGGACUCUGAAGUGCGAGUCAAGUUUUCAGGAAUUAAAGAAGCGUUUAACAUCCGCUCCUGUUUUGGUAUUACCUGAUGGAGGAGAAGGUUAUGCCGUAUACUCUGAUGCUUCCAGAGAAGGUCUAGGAUGUGUCUUAAUGCAAAUGGGAAAAGUCAAUGUGGUAGCUGACGCUCUAAGUAGGAAGGCCCAAGUAGCAGGGUUAAUGGUAAAAGAGUGGGAUAUGUUAGAAGAAAUAAGUGGUUGGAACCCUCGCUUGGAGAAAUUGAAGGUUUUACUUGGGAACUUAUCAUUGAAGUCACCGUUACUAGAGCGUAUUAAGGAGGCCCAGAAAACGGACCCUACGAUUCAGAAGAAUUUGGAGAAAGUGCAAAAAGGGGAAACCCUAGACUUCAAAUUAGGGUCUGAAGGGGUAUUGAGGUUUCGAGAUCGAAUUGUGAUUCCGGCAGAUGAGGAGUUAAGGAAAGGAAUUCUAGAAGAAUCACAUCGGUCGAAGUAUACUAUACACCCAGGUGUGACCAAGAUGUAUCAUGAUGUGAAGGGAUUAUACUGGUGGGAAGGUUUGAAAAAGGACGUGGCAGCGUUUGUACAGAGAUGCUUGAUCUGCCAACAAAUAAAAGCUCAACAUCAGAAGCCCUCUGGUUUAUUGCAACCUUUAAAAGACAUGGAUGCUAGCAUUAUGCAAGCAACUGUAUCAUUGUCCAUAUGA
Molecule: messenger RNA, 3096 nt
Organism: Coffea arabica (coffee)
Lineage: Eukaryota; Viridiplantae; Streptophyta; Magnoliopsida; Gentianales; Rubiaceae
Source: RefSeq, a predicted model, not a curated record